AUGCCGCGGAGCUGCGGCUUUGUAGCGCUCUGGACCGCGCUCGAGCCGGCCCGGGCACGGUGCAAACGCACACGCCCCUUGAACAGUUUAUGUGCGCGAUUACACGUUACAAUCCUGGCUCAGGGUAAGAGCAAGUUCCAGUGGAUCGAGGAAGGUUUCCGGGAAUACACGAAGCGACUCGCUCCGUUUGUUACCGUGGAGCAGGUCUGGGUGCGCGACGAGGAGGCCCUUGUCAAACGGACUCGACAGGAACGUGCCAGCAGCAGCGGUCAAGUGGUUGCCCUUGAUGCCCAGCGCGGAAAGGUAUACACAAGUGAGGAGUUUGCAGAGGUUUUCAUGAGGCAGAUGGAACAAGGCGGCUCCCGCGUCACGUUCGUGAUAGGCGGCGCCUCGGGUCUGCCACAAGCAGUCUACCAGCAUGCCCACGAAUUAUUGAGCUUGUCUACGCUGACGUUUACCCAUCAACUAGCUCGACUUGUGUUGAUGGAACAAAUUUAUCGGGCUAUUGAGAUUUACAACCAUACGCCCUAUCACAAGUAG
Messenger RNA from Cyanidioschyzon merolae strain 10D, 540 nucleotides. RefSeq lists its product as hypothetical. Lineage: Eukaryota; Rhodophyta; Bangiophyceae; Cyanidiales; Cyanidiaceae. Bases 1 to 540 code for a protein of 179 amino acids. Gene Ontology annotation, molecular function: methyltransferase activity. The transcript has a single exon. Gene Ontology annotation, biological process: rRNA processing. The record is from RefSeq and is a predicted model, not a curated record.